GUCGUUUUCUUGAGAGAUUCCAGCGGGGCUUACUACCCCCGCGGUGGAGUGAAGAAUUACGCGUUUGAUAAACUGGAGGUUGCUGAGGAGUACAUGAGAUUUCACCUCAUCACUUGCUUCGACGCUGAUGGUAACGAGGAACCGGACAACUACAAACAGGUGUCACUGCAUUUGCAAAAGUUCGUCGGGUUCGGCAUGCGGGCCUCUACUAGGCCUUCUUUUGAUAAGUCGCGGAAAAAAGACGCAUCGCAGGUUGUGAUGCUCCGCCCUUUCGAUUUUUUCAACAGAAUUAAUUGCCACAAGGUGUCUAGCCAUAUGUGCACGGUGGACAGCAAAUUGGCGCUCUGGGAACCCCUCAUACCGUUCGAUAUUCAACUUGACGAGUUCGCAUCGAAGCUUCUGUCUUAUAAAUUGCAGGCGCUGGGCCAAGCUAUUCUACACAGUGCGAUCUCUGUUGGGUCGCCACAUGGCGGUGGGGACCUGGGUGCUCGACAAAUCAGCUCGGUGGGAAUUACCAAACGUGAUAAGGUCGUAGAAAAGUCUGAGCCUGUCCAAAAGUCUGAUCUCGGGCCACGUUCCCUAACGAAUACGGUGUCCAAACGGUUAGCGUCGGGUCUGAAGCGAUGGCAAGGUCCGUCGGAAGCUUCGUCUUCACGUCAUGAUGGUGGCAGCGAAGUUCGCGAGGAUCUUGAUAAGACGGAGGACAACUUAUCAGUUGAGCAACAUGUGCUUGAGGGAAAUGCUGAAGGGAACGAAGGACAUGACGAAGACGAAGAUGAUCAGUUCGCUGGCUACGACGGUGGUGACGGUGACGAACAGGGAGUCGGGGACGGCGAGGAAGGGGUGGAAGACGAGGACGGAGGGGACGACGACGGCGAUGGCGAUGACGACGAGGGAACUGGGGUUGGGGGGGCGGAGGACGAAGACAGCUACGAAGCGGGGAGCGAAGGGGAAGAGGACGAAGCCAAUGACCACGGAGUGUCUGUCAAUGAGUCUCGCAAAUCGAGAGCUAGCGGUGAUGAGGAGCAGAGGCGAAGACAGUCGAAGUUGAUAGAUUUGGCAACUUCGGAGGAGGCGUAUAAGAAGGCAUUGGACGCACAGUCGGCGAAGCCGACGAAGGAAAAGCGCGAGGGACCACGCUCUUCCCAACAACCAAAGAAGAAAGCGAAGAUAGACGGUGCAAAGGAAGUUGGAGACUCCGGGGACGAGCCGGUCGGGGUUGACCCUCGAGAUAAUAUGUCCAAACCGGAACAUUUGGUGUCGGAUGCUAUCGAUUCAACGAGAUGUUUCUUUCUAGAGUAUGAUGACGACGACAAUGCGAUCGACCGGCCUGUUCAGGUGUUCGUAGAUGUCCGCAAGAUUUUGCCGAACCCAGACGAUGGGGAGUUCCAGUACAAUCACAGACCCCUGAACGAGAUGUUGGUCGCCUCCAUCAAAGACGCUAUGGAACGGCCAGAGAAACAGAAAGAGUGGGAUAGAAACACCUUCAUUCUGGCUCCUAUUAUAGAAGUCAUGCGGAACGGGCAGAAACAGUGGCAACAUUUGAAACACAAGGACUGGAGGGACGAGGAUGUCAAUUCGUACUAUUGGUACACCGUGGCAGGCCAACACACGGCGGAAGCUGCGAAGAGGUUGGAGCGAGCGAACUCUCCAGCUGCCAGGAAAUGGGGCGUCCGGUCAUGGAAAGCGCGUGCGGUGUACUUUGAUGAUGACCAUCUUGAUGGGUAUGCCUACAUUUCCACAUUUGACAACACGAGGGACACUCGAUCUGUCCCUUCGUCGUUCGGAAUGGAUGUCACCGCAAUAAGAGGGUUGUGGCGUCAUAUGAAAUGCUCGAAGGGUAACUGGCAUCUGGCGAAAACAAAAGAUGAUAAGGUGGCGCAGCAGCAGAACGAUCACGCUUUUCUGCGCAAAGCGAUAUGGAUGACACCAGACACCGAGCUCUGGAAUCAGUCGCUGAACAACAAAUUUGUCCGUAAUUGGUCCAACCUCUUGAGGUCGUUCAUGUGCCUUGCCACCACUAGCGACGCAGAUGGAGUUUGGCCGGUUGAUCAAGAGGGGAGGCCAUGCGAGGCGUCCGGUGCAGGUCCAACUUCCAAAACAGUGAAACGGAAAAAGGAACUGGUGCACUACGUGCAGUUGAACAAAAGUCCAAAUGGGUACUAUGUGUGUGUUAGUGACCCUCCGGCGAGCGCUUGGAAAGUGUUCGGGGAUUUCACUGCUAGGGAGAAGGAGAUGGCAUUGAAUUUGAUUUUGGCAGAGAAGGUCGUUGUCACCACCGGCAGGACUUUCGCCAAGAAACUGAUGAACAUGAACGACCUCUACACAGAAGUGCGCAGGGAGAGAUACAUGGUGCACAUGUUCAACUACGUGCUCUUCAAGUCGGAACACAGGGGACAUCGUGAGUGGAAUGACGGUUUUUUCAUCGGGUAUGAUGAUAUUAUGAAGAGGUUUGAGCCGCACGGGUUGACGAAAGAGAAAUGGGAAAAGAAGAAGAUGAAACUUCCAGUUGAGAGAACGAACAACGUGUCGAAACGACUGGGGGGGGUGGAUGAGGGAAAGUUGGGGCAGGGGAAUGUGGGGGGGUACAAGGUGACGACUGAAAUGUAUAUCGAGUGCUCGUACUUUAUCAAACUGUUUCUGCAUGAGAUAGUGGGAGCGGUGAGCCAGUUGAAGGACGAGCUUCAGCGCGUUAACGCAAAUGCACAGCAUAUACUGUGGGAUAAGCGGAAGUGUAAUACAACGUAUUUGCCUGUGUGCAUGGCGCCGUUGGAUGGGCUGCAAACGACAGAGGAUCUGACUCGUGCUGUGAAGAAAUUGAGUUGUCACCUUGCGGUGCUGGACCUAACUCCCCACAAGAAUCUGGAUUCAUGGACGGAGCAGACGUUUGUGGAACUUCAGCAAAUGAUGAUGACUCUGUGUGGGAGACAUUGGACACUCAUCAUUUCACGGUACCACGACGCCAAAAUUGGUGCAAUCGAGAUAUUUCUGGCACGUUGCGAGGACCUGUGGUUCGACAGAAAGAUGUGUCGCAUCGACGCAAGGAUCUAUAACGAAGUGUUGGAGCCUGAAAACCGUUCCGAUAUAAUGGACAGUGAGGAGGAUACCGAUGAUGACGAGAUCGACCUGCCGCUGCCUGAUGCAAGAAACCACGCAACUGACAAGAACAUGCGCACCGGGUCCUUAUCGGGGGGGAACCCGGCAGUGGUUGAAGUCGGGGGACCGACAAUGGCCAGCUGCGAGACCGCCCAACUCACACAUAGGCAGACGUCAUCCGCAAGAGAUGGUACCGAGGCAAGCUCUUCGAAAUGGAAAGACAAGAGAGGCGCUCCAGGGUUUCCAACGCUGAUGCGGCAAAUGUUCGACCACGUCAUGGAAAUGACAACAGAGAACCAAACUCGUGGUCAAUAUGACGACGUGGGGUCCGAGGAGAAUGACAUGUGUCUGGAGGACAAUCCGUUGUUCCACAUUCGAGACGACGAGGACAAAGCAAACAAGGGUGCAGGAGAGCAAGAUAUCAGCGAAAAGGUGAACUCCGUAUUUGAAGUGCUGCUUCAAAACAAUCUUCUGGAGUAUUGCGUUGCUUUCUAUGAGAGAAAAUCGAGCCCUUCACGAGGACAGAUCAGAUGGGCAUUGGAGUGUCGUCAGACGGAACAAAUGUACGACAGUGACAUAUUGGUGGGGUGCACUCAAGCCAUGGAAGAGAAUAUCCGAAAUGGGUCUAGACAAGGAGCCGUUAAGACGAGUGUUGCUGAAAAGGAAGGGCGUGAGAGGAAGGACGUCGAAUGUAAAGAACAGGGAACUCAUGAGGCAUCGGUUGAUGAGCUACUAAAAACGUCAUUUUCUGAGGGCGUUGGUGCGGUGCCAGGGGAAAAGACGGCAGGUCCGGGAUGUGGUGGGGAAGAGGCAGGAAAUACAAAGGAUCAGGGGGAAAAGAAGGCCACAACCGACAAAGAUGCGGGAGAUGCCGGAGAUGGGGGUGCCCAACGGGUGCCCAGUGGACUGGGAGACCCGCUUUCGGCAGCCAACAUAGGCAUGUCGUCACAUGGAGGACGGAGGGGGUGGGGGCAUGAUGCGGGAGAUGCACUGGUAUUUGGAGGAGUAAGCCCGCGGGACACUACCGAGCCUUAAGCGGAUAACAGAGAUGAGGGGAACAAACUUCUACACAUGGU
Messenger RNA from Chara braunii, 4172 nucleotides. The record is from the annotation of a GenBank genome assembly. NCBI's taxonomy places the organism in Eukaryota, Viridiplantae, Streptophyta, Charophyceae, Charales, Characeae.